GGCUGCGUGCACGUAACUGGAAUGCUUUCCUCCUCACUCCUUCUCAGUGAAGGAGAAGUGAUUUGACAUAGCAAAGGCUCAAACAAUAGCUGCUUCUGCUGCUGCUUUUUGUGUGUGGAAUCUGAAACUGAGGGUUUUAUAAACAUUACUGGAAUUAUUCGUGUUGUGAAUUUAUAAAUGAAAUUUCUUUAUAGAUAUAUUUUCUACUUCAGCCAACUGACACCAAUUGAGUAAAAUUUCAAAAAGGAAACCCUGCCAGUAGUAUUAGCAUGUUUCUUCAAGAACAGCCUCUGAACUGAAACAAAAACCAACUAAAGCAAACACCUGGCAUUUUCAGAGAGCAUGAGAAAAUGCGCUGAGCUGGAAAUUUUGAUCAAGCACUAAGCGAAUGGUACAGCCCAGCAGCCAUGGAUUUAUCAGGGCACGUCCACAUUCAAAGUUUAUAGUUGGAUGAUAUUGUACAGAAAAAGUCAGCUAUCAUAAUUCAAGCCUAAGCAUCAUGAAUUAUUUUAAACACAUGGAGAUGAGUUUACCAUCUCUAGCCACUACACUAUAUAGAAGAGCUUCAAAGCAUUUGAGAAAUUUUUGUUAAAAGUAUUGAACCAAAAUUCUUCACAUGGACUUGGGGCAAAAGGAGAGAAACCCCCUCCCUCUUCUUCAAAGUCUCCUUCCUGUAGGGUAACAGGAAUCUGAAGCUUUUAUCGUCAACAACCUGAUGUGCUUAUGUACCAUGAUAAAACUUUAUGGGAAUGUCCACUGAACAUAGCGGAGCUUACCAGGAAAGAUAUCCUACCCACAAGGAUCAUUUAAGUUACUACUGUGAAGGAAAUACAACUACAUGAAGUAAACUAUAAACUUCUCCCAAGUCAAUCUGUUUCUUGAAAACUGUAUGAUGACUGGAUUUUAGCAAGCACAAAAGGUUCCCUCAUAUCUUUAAAUAAGGUUGCUGAAAAUCAAACACUUUUCUGUGUGCAAACCUCACUGCAACUUGACCAUGAUCAGCAUAACCUGGAACUUCAUCCUAAUUUGGACAAAGAUAGGGCUUUUGCUCAAAAUGGCACCUCAUUCUAUCAGUGCCAAGUCCUGUCCUUCAGCAUGUCGCUGUGAUGCAGGAUUUAUUUACUGCAAUGAUCGUGACUUGACAUCAAUUCCUACUGGGAUUCCAGAGGAUGCUACAACCCUUUACCUUCAGAACAAUCAAAUUAAUAAUGCUGGAAUUCCUUCUGAGUUAAAAACCUUGAUCAAAGUGGAAAGAAUUUAUUUAUACCACAACAGCUUGGAUGAAUUCCCUACCAACCUCCCAAAGUACAUCAAAGAAUUGCAUUUGCAGGAAAAUAACAUAAGAACAAUUACUUAUGAUUCACUUUCACAAAUUCCUUAUCUGGAAGAAUUGCAUUUGGAUGAUAACUCUGUUUCUGCGGUUAGUAUUGAAGAUGGAGCAUUCCGGGAUAAUAUCUAUCUCAGACUUCUUUUUCUUUCUCGAAAUCACCUUAGCACCAUUCCCUGGGGCUUGCCUAAAACAAUAGAAGAGCUGCGUUUGGAUGAUAACCGUAUUUCCACAAUUUCAGACUUGUCCCUUCAAGACCUUACAAAUCUAAAACGUCUAGUUUUAGAUGGAAAUCUCUUAAGCAACCAUGGAUUAGGAGAGAAAGUAUUUAUGAAUCUAGUCAAUUUAACGGAACUCUCAUUGGUCCGUAAUUCCCUUACAGCAGCUCCAAUCAAUUUGCCCGGCACAAAUCUAAGAAAGCUUUAUCUGCAAGAAAACCAUAUAAAUCAUGUACCGCCUAAUGCUUUUGCAUACCUACGACAGUUGUAUCGGCUAGAUAUGUCCAGUAACAAUCUCAGUAAUUUACCUCAGGGUGUCUUUGAUGACCUGGACAAUAUUACCCAAUUGUUUCUUCGCAACAACCCUUGGCACUGUGGGUGCAAAAUGAAAUGGGUUCGUGACUGGUUGCAGAUGUUGCCUCUCAGAGUUAAUGUACGUGGACUGAUGUGUCAAGCCCCAGAAAAAGUGCGUGGAAUGGCUAUCAAGGACCUCAACACAAAGCUAUUUGAUUGCAAAGAUGAGGAUAUUGUAAGCACUAUCCAAAUUACUGCUUCAAUACCAAACACUUUAUUCCCUGUGCAAGGACACUGGCCAGUUUCUGUGACCAAAUCACCUGAAAUAAAGACUCCUAACCCAUAUAAAAACUACAGAACAACAGCUACCCCAGUACAGGAAAUCAUUACCAUUGUUGUAAAAUCUGUAAGCACUGAGACUAUUCAUAUUUCUUGGAAAGUUGCACUACCCAUGACUGCUUUAAGACUUAGUUGGCUCAAGAUGGGUCACAGCCCUGCCUUUGGAUCUAUAACUGAAACCAUUGUCACAGGUGACCGGAAUGACUAUCUGCUUACAGCACUUGAGCCAGACUCUCCAUACCGUGUAUGCAUGGUUCCCAUGGAAACCAGUAACAUCUAUCUGUCUGAUGAAGCACCUGUUUGUAUAGAGACUGAAACUGCACCCCUUAAAAUGUACAAUCCUACAACAACACUAAACCAUGAACAAGAGAAAGAACCAUUCAAAAAUUCUAGUUUGCCCUUAGCUGCCAUCAUAGGGGGUGCGGUGGCACUAAUGGCUAUAACACUGCUGGCUUUAGUCUGCUGGUAUGUCCAUAGGAAUGGGUCCUUGUUCUCCAGAAACUGUACAUACAGCAAAGGUCGGAGGAGAAAAGACGAUUAUGCUGAAGCUGGAACUAAGAAGGACAAUUCUAUCUUAGAAAUCAGGGAGACUUCUUUUCAGAUGAUCUCUCUGAACAAUGAACAAGUGUCUAAGGAGGAAUUUGUAAUACAUACAAUAUUCCCACCUAAUGGAAUGAAUCUGUAUAAAAACAACCACAGUGAAAGCAGCAGUAACAGAAGCUACAGAGACAGUGGCAUACCUGAUUCAGAUCACUCACAUUCAUGAUACGAAAGGAAUGGAAGACUUGUGGUGGUUUCUCCCCCCCCCUCCUUUCCACAAACAAAAGCAACUUGAAAGGUUGCUGGCCUACUGCAGAACACUGGAUUAAAAGAUUGAAUAAGCAAUGUAUUGUACAUUUGCCAUAUAAUUUAUAUUUAAGAACUUUUUAUUAAAAGUUUCAAAUUUCAGGUGGCUGCUGCGAUUAAUGUAGCAAGGAUGCCUGAAAACAAUUCUAUAUUUUAGUAUUUUUUAGUAAUUUGUACUGUAUUUUCCUUGCUAAUAUUGAAAUUACAGACCAUUUAACUUUUGUGUUCUACUGAGUAAGAUGACUUGUUGACUGUGAAAGUGAAUUUUCUUGCUGUGUUGAACAAUCAGGACUUUGCAUACAUUUGAGAUCCUUGUAAGUAUAAGCACAGGCCAUUUUCACUUUGGUAUUCAUAAAAGGUUAAACCUGGCAAAUUGAAAAUGUUCAAAAGUGGUUGCAAAAUUGGUCAAAAUACAGUCUUUCAGUAUAUUAAAUCAACUAAAAACCAAUUGUGCAAAUAGCGGGCAAUACCAAUUGUUUAGCUAUAACCAGUUUUUUAAGUAAAAGAAGGCUGAAGCAGAUCGCUAAAAUCUGAAUAAGGCAGGUGAAAUAAAAAUCCAAGCACAUAUGGCUGUUCUACACACACACAGAAAAAGGGGGGGAAUUGUUUGU
Molecule: messenger RNA, 3635 nt
Organism: Rhineura floridana
Lineage: Eukaryota; Metazoa; Chordata; Lepidosauria; Squamata; Rhineuridae
Gene: FLRT3
Product: fibronectin leucine rich transmembrane protein 3
Exons: 3
Coding region: 995-2944 (649 amino acids)
Molecular function (GO): protein binding
Source: RefSeq, a predicted model, not a curated record